AUGUCCAAAGGGUACGCGGUGUUUCCCUAUAUCAAGCAGCCGAGGGUGACGGUGAUCAAUGAGGCCCUCAUCCGCAGCUGCAUCUACCUCACCCCCACCAUCUCCACCGAGGAGGAUCGCAUACGUGUCGUCAACAACAGCGAAGAGAAGGUGUUGAAGGACAAAAUGAAGCACCACGUCGAGACGAUGGAUUUGUACGACAUCACGACUCUGCUGCUGUCCUUUCGGCAUAUCGGGCGGAUUGAGAACCUCUACGGGUUUGGCAACCUGACCAAACUCAGCCUGGACAACAACCACAUCCAGAAGAUCGAGAACCUCGACCACCUGACCGGGCUGCGCAGCCUGAACCUGAGCUACAACGCGAUCCGCGUGAUCGAAGGGCUGGACUCGCUGGUCCGGCUGGAGAACCUUUCCCUGUUUGCGAACCAGAUCGAGGCCCUCAGCGGGCUCGAUCGGCUGGCCGCGCUUACGACGCUGAGCCUGGGGAAGAACGCCCUGGCGAACCUCGACGCCACCCUGCACUACCUGCACGGCUGCCGCCGGCUAAAAGUCCUGACGCUUCGGCAGAACCCGAUCGAGUCCGUCCUCCGCUACCGCGCGCGGCUGCUGGCCUUUGUCCAAACCCUGCGCUUUUUCGACGGCGCCUUGGUGAGCCCGGCGGAGAAGGCCAAGGCCUGCGAGGAGGAGCGCGAGAAUCUGCUCGCCAUCGACGAAAACGACGAGGCCGUCCUCGCCGCCGGGAAGGCCCGGCAGGACGAGCAGCGAAGCCGCGAGGUCUACCGCGGCUAUAACUGCCCCGACGACACCAAACUCUUCGAGGAGCUUUUGGCCCUGCAGCCGGAUGGCUAUAACCUGUCCGAGCUCCUCCGCUCCGAGGUGGUGAUCUCGUUUUCGAAGGACACCCUUGAGCGCUAUCAAAACGAGUUCAACGAGAAGGCCAAGGAGCUGACGGAGGCGAUGCGCGCGGUGCGCGAUCGCCGGGCCGCUGCGGAGGAUUCGACCCGCAAGGCCUUCCGCGGCUACAACGACAAGGUCGCCACCGCAUCGCGUGCGUUAAUUAAGAAAUUCGAGCGGCGCGUGAAGGAGGCGGUCCGGCUCAAAGAACUCGAGCCCGAGGGGGCCGAGAACGUCGAGGCCAACGACUACGAAGAGGAUCUCGCGAGGCUGAAGAAGGAAUUACUGAUGAGGGAGGCCGAGCAGUAUGACCUGUUUGAGUCCCUGAUUAACAACACCAUCGCCAAGUGGCGGGCCGAAAACGCGGAUAUCAUCUUGCAGACCGCCUUUGAGAAUUUCGCCAAGCUGGAGGGUGAUUUUCAGGCUUCGCUGCGGCAGGUUUUUGAUUUCAUGUCGGAGCAGAUUCAAAAGCGCGACAAGAUGGAAGAUUUUUACACCCCUAGCCGUUUAGACGAGGGACUGUUUGUGUUAUUAAAUAGCAAGGAAGAGUACCAAAAGGUCAUUAAUGAGUGGUUUGACCUCCGACGAAAGCGCCUGGAGGAGCUCGAAUUAUUCCACCUCAAGGUUGAGGAAAACUUCUUGAAUACCAAAGCGGACGAGAUCAUAUCCACUGAGCGUGAUCGCCAUCGGAAUUGUGUUUGCGAGAUUGCCGAAUUUGUUGAUCGGAUGUCGGAUCAGAUCCUCACGUCUAAUUUGAAGUGA
Messenger RNA from Phytomonas sp. Hart1, 1656 nucleotides. The record is from the annotation of a GenBank genome assembly. NCBI's taxonomy places the organism in Eukaryota, Euglenozoa, Kinetoplastea, Trypanosomatida, Trypanosomatidae.